Melanaphis sacchari is the source of this 584-nucleotide messenger RNA. RefSeq names its product nicolin-1-like. Gene Ontology annotation, cellular component: nucleoplasm. The transcript is spliced from 2 exons. The record is from RefSeq and is a predicted model, not a curated record. NCBI's taxonomy places the organism in Eukaryota, Metazoa, Arthropoda, Insecta, Hemiptera, Aphididae. Bases 48 to 533 code for a protein of 161 amino acids.
AAUUUAUAAAUAACAGUCUAGUGUUAUAGAAUCAAACAUUUAAAAAUAUGGAAAAUUAUAUUUAUGAACUAAAUUCCAAUUUGUGUAUACAGAGUUCAUCUGCAGAGAAUAGUCAUAAUUCCAUUGAAUUUGGAGCUACUGUAAUACCAAUUUAUUUAAACAUUAAUGACCAGAAAAAUCCAGGUUACAAUUCUAAAUGUAUUGCGAUGAUAUUAGAUUUUGGUUCUACUUCACAAGAUGUUGGUGAAAUAUAUUUUAAAAAUUACUAUACAUAUAUAAUUUCAGUUUUGGUUAUGAAAACAUCAAAUACUGAUCCAAAAAGAUUAAAAAAAUGGUACAUAGCUAUAAAGCAAAAGAAAAUAAUGGAUAAUACUCAUUCAGAAUUGCAAUCACAAGACUAUGUAUGUAUUGAAUCAUCUGAAAGUGAAAUAGAUUGGUCAGAUUUGUAUAAAAUAAAACUGAUCUUGCGCCAACCAUCACCAAAUUGGAGUCAUUUUGGUAUAGAUGAUGUAAAAGUUGUUCGCAAAGUUUAGUUAAAAAAUGUAUGAAUAAUAUAAAUAGACUAUAAAAAAUAUGUUUUAUAA